AUGCUGUCGGCUACGACUCGUAUCGUAUCCGCAAAUAAGCGAUUUGUUUGUCCCCUUGUCGUGCGACGAUCCCUGGCGGAAGUGAUCCCGGAUCAUCCACAAUUCGAUCCCAUCGUCGCUCGAAAAACAUUCAAAAAGACGCAUGAUCAUUCGACGAUGUUUAAGAUUGAGAAGUACUUUUCGGCUGCUAUGAUACCCCUUCUUCCAGCUGCUUAUUUUAUCCAUGGACCUGUUAUGGAUACCGUUUUGGCAGGUGCAAUCACGUUGCAUGCUCAUUGGGGUCUUCAUGGUGUAUUGACUGAUUACGGUCGUGCAUUUGUGCUUGGACCAACAGUGGCAAAAAUUAUUCAGGGACCAGUUUCUUACAUACUUAGCAUUUGUUUGCUUACUGGUUUGCUGCACUUUAACUCUUACGAUGUUGGGAUUACAAAAGCAUUCGAAAUGGUCUGGUCUUUAUAA
Messenger RNA from Cercopithifilaria johnstoni, 459 nucleotides. The record is from the annotation of a GenBank genome assembly. NCBI's taxonomy places the organism in Eukaryota, Metazoa, Nematoda, Chromadorea, Rhabditida, Onchocercidae.